Messenger RNA from Trichechus manatus latirostris (Florida manatee), 3674 nucleotides. It is a transcript of the gene FCRL1, whose product is annotated as Fc receptor like 1. The transcript is spliced from 12 exons. Gene Ontology annotation, molecular function: transmembrane signaling receptor activity. NCBI's taxonomy places the organism in Eukaryota, Metazoa, Chordata, Mammalia, Sirenia, Trichechidae. Gene Ontology annotation, biological process: cell surface receptor signaling pathway. Bases 135 to 1532 code for a protein of 465 amino acids. Gene Ontology annotation, cellular component: plasma membrane. The record is from RefSeq and is a predicted model, not a curated record.
UUUUGUAAACGUGCUGAAGAGUAACUUCCGAUCCUGACUUCCUCAAACCUCUGACAAAUUGCUGCCUCUUGACUCUGAGGUGAAUUCUUUUUGAUGAAGGGACAUCUCCGAUUACAGUUCCUGACCUGGUCCUCAUGCUCCUGAGGCUCCUGCUGUUGAUCUGUGCUCCACUCUGUGAACCAACCGAGCUGUUUCUGACAGCCAGUCCCGCCCACCCUAUAGAGGGGAGCUCAGUGACUCUGACCUGUGCAAUCCAGCUCCCUCUACAGACGACAGACUCCCAGCUUCAGUACCGCUUCGUCAGAAAUGGAUGGCCCCUGAGACUGGCCUGGAGCAGCUCCCCAAAGCUCCAGAUUCCUUCCAUGUGGCGUGGAAAUUCAGGGCUUUACUGGUGUGAGGCAAAACCAGUGAAAGCCGGAGUUAUAAAGAGCAAGAUGUUGCAGAUAAACGUGCAGAGAGUCCCCGUCUCUGAUGUGAACUUGGAGGCACGGCCACCAGGGGGACAGGUGACAGAAGGAAAGAUGCUGGUCCUUGUCUGCUCGGUCACUGAGGGCACAGGAAAUAUCACCUUCUUCUGGUACAAAGGGGCCAUGGGUUUAAAACUGGGCACAAAAACCCAGAGUUCCUUAACUGCAGAGUUUGAGAUCCUUACGGCGAGGGAGAGUGAUGCUGAGCAAUAUUACUGUGCAGCUGACAAUGGCUAUGGCCCCAGUCUCAGUGAGCUGGUGAGCAUCACUGUCAGAAUUCCAGUGUCUCACCCAGUCCUCACCAUCAGGGCUACUGGGGCCCAGGCUGUGGCGGGGGAUACGGUAGAGCUUCACUGUGAGGUCCAAAGAGGCUCUCCUCCGAUCCUGUACCGGUUCUAUCAUGAGGAUAUCAUUCUGGGGAACAGCUCAGCCCCCUCCAGUGGAGGAGCUUCCUUCAACCUGACUGCAGAGCAUUCUGGGAACUACUCCUGUGAGGCCGACAAUGGCCUGGGGACCCAGCACAGUGAGGCUGUGCCACUCAACAUCACAGUGCCUACCAAGAACAGAAGGGAAUUUAUUACUACAGGAGUCAUUGAGGGGCUUCUUGGUGCCCUUGGUCCCUUCACUAUAGUUCUACUAUUCUGCUACUGGCUCAAGAGAAAAAUAGCUUACAUGCCCUUUCCUCAAAGAGACUUCACUUGGCCACCGAGCCUACGAUUGUUCUCUUUUAUUAUUCUUCACCAACGUACCAAGUUUUUAGCUUCAUGCUCCAUCACAGCUGGAAAACAGUCAGCCAGUGAUCCACUCAGGAGCCCUCCAAGCCCUGUACCCCAAGAGAUUACCUAUCUCAACUCACCCACCCCAGUGCCACUACAGCCUGUGUAUGAAAAUGUGAAUCUUGUAAGUGGGGAUGAUAUUUAUUCAUUGGUGUACUGUAGCCAGCAGGAAUGGAAAGCAGCAGCAGAACGCCCAAGGACACCUACUGAGGAUGAGGUCUCCUUAGACAUCUAUUCUAAGCUGAAGCAGGCAAGCGAUUCAGAUGGGGACUAUGAAGACGCAAUGUAAAGCUGUGGAAUAUUUUUCUCUUUGAAAACCAUCCAUGACUCCAAGCCUCAGAUCCAACAGGUUCUUCAGAGAUCCUAGGAGAGCCAACUUUCUGGUGCACUUCACCUAGAUGCUUUGCUCCAUGAGCCUAUUACUUCAUCUACCAUGAAGUGAAGUCAGAACAAGCCUUGAAGAGACCAUCCAGGAUAACCAACAUGGACACAGGCGUGGGAAGGACUAUGUUACAUGAGAGCCUGUUUCCUACUGGAUCCUCUGGGACGGGUCAAAAUGCACUCUUAAUUCUUCUCACGAGAGGAAAUGGUGGGACAAAAGGGCUUGAGCUCUCCCGGUGGAGAAACGGUGAAACUUAGAGUGCACAGACCCAGGGACAGUGGUUUUGUAGAACUGCUCCAACGAGACAGCUUUGUCCAUGGUUUUGUCCAAGCACUUUCUCAGCACAGACAGUACAGAACCCCAGCCCUGCCACUUAGGUUAACCAUCUUGUUUCCGCCUAAAAUACACUCUUAAGUGCAUGUCGGGUCAUGUUACCAGAUUAGAACCAAAACAAAGUUACAUAAAGAGUUAUUGUGGUUACACUCAAUUUUAAUGAUAUAUUUUCUAGGCUGAUCUAAAUGCCCCAGUAUUUAUGAGAAAUAAUCUCAUACGUUCUACCAUAUCCAAAAUUCUCUGUCUGUUGCAACCUGUAGAAGGUUUGUGAAUAUAUUUUUUCUUCUUUCAUUCAUAAGCUUCUUGAAAACGUGUGCAAUAUGGUUUGGAGUCUGUUUCAAUUUUAAAACAAUCACACACUCAAUCUCACAAAUGAAAACAAUUUAAGAGUAUAUAAAGUAAAAAGUUAAAGUUAUCGCUGCAAUCUAACACCACAAAGGGUAGCCACUGUUAAGAAUUUAGCAUAUGGCUCUCCAGAUAUUUUUGUACAAACACAUAUACAUAUAUGUAAAUAUAUAGUUAUUUAAAACUGUGCCUGUUUAACAAAAUAUCAUGAAAUACUUUCAUCUCUGUAUAGAUCUAUUGUACUAUAUUAAAAGGUUUCAUAGUAUUCUGUUGUAUAGAAAAAUCAUAAUGGAUUUUAAUCCUUUCCAGCACUGAUGGCUAUUAAGGUGGCUUCCAAAGUUUUCAUAUUAUAAAAAUGUUGCUAAAGUAAACAUUCUGUAAAAAAGAUCUUUAAGCAUUCUUGUUAGUUUACCUGAAGGAUAAGUUCGUAUAUCUGGGAUUACUACAUCUUAGGUUAUAUACAUUAGAUGUUUUUGUUAAAUACUCUUAAGUUGUCCUCCAGUAAAUGGUAUCAAUUAACACAUCCACCAACAGUAUAGAAGAGAACGAACGUGUGGGGAAAAGUAUCACUGUUAUUUCCAUUUAAGUGUUUUAAAUUCCUAAGGCAGUUGAGCAUCUUUCCAUAAAUUGACUGCUAAUUUGUAAUUCUUCUAAAAGUUUCCUGUGUUUUUCUUUUGUCCAUUUUUCUUUGUGUUCAUUUCCUUUUCUUAUGCUUUUAUAUGAACUAUUUAUUGAGGUGUAAUUUACACACAGUUGAAAGCACAGAUUUUGUGUGCACAGUUCCAUUCAUUUGACAAAUGCAUGCCUCUGAGUAAUCCAAAUGUCUGUCAUGAUAUACAAUGGUCCUAUCUCCCCAGAAAGUUCCCUCAUACCCUCUUUCAGUCAAUUUCUGCACCUUCUAGAAACAAUUAUGUAUUUUAACCAUGGUAUUAAAAUUAGUUUGAGAUCUUACAUAUUUUAACCAUUUUUCCAUUGUAUGUGAUACAAAUGUUUUUGUCUAAUCUUUCACUUCAAUUUUUGUUUACCGUGAAUCUUAAAAUAUGGAAGGUUAGUUUCUGUGCGUCUAAAUCUCUCCAAGUUUUUCUUCUCGGCUUCUGAGUUUCUUGUCUUUCUGUCAUCUUCUAUCAGACCAUGUUAUAAAAAUAUCUUAUGUUUUCUGAUAAUGCUUUCCUAGUUUUUUUUUCUUUUUUUUAAAUAUUCACUCAGUGUAUUAGAUAUAUAUUUUUGGUGAGAGGUAGUAAUCUAACUUUUACUGAUUUCUAUAUUUAUGUCUUUAUUUUUUGUAAUUUUUUAGUUACUUGAGGUAGGGAUGUAAAUUUAUUUUUAAAAACAGACAUAAACUGUCCACUGUUAUUUAUUAAAUACAGAAGC